This is a messenger RNA of Branchiostoma floridae (Florida lancelet), 1909 nucleotides long. Its product is annotated as homeobox protein DBX1-like. The record is from RefSeq and is a predicted model, not a curated record. The transcript has 4 exons. Gene Ontology annotation, biological process: regulation of transcription by RNA polymerase II. Bases 517 to 1464 code for a protein of 315 amino acids. Lineage: Eukaryota; Metazoa; Chordata; Leptocardii; Amphioxiformes; Branchiostomatidae. Gene Ontology annotation, molecular function: DNA-binding transcription factor activity, RNA polymerase II-specific; DNA binding.
CGCUUUUGCUGGCUCCUAUUACUUCUUAGCGAUUGGUGCUUCCUUUUACAACUUCAUUGAGGAAAAUUUGCGGACUUGUCACCUACGUCUCCUGGCCAAUUGAUCAAUGGGUUCACCUGUAUUCAGGGACUGUAUGUACCCCGUCCUGACAAACCGCCAAUCAAGUGACGGUGUUGUUUAUAGUGUGCCAUGUGCCAUUGAGAAGGGAACGUAGGAUUGCAGCAUACAUCAGAGACAAGUGGCACAGUACAGUACCCGCUCAGACAUAGCUUCACCUACACCUGUAGCCUUUUCUCUCCGGCUAGCUAGUGACUAGGACUGCUGUCAGUAAGGUUAUGCGCCCGCCCACUCGCAUUCAUUUUUGGACAGGAAUGAGCAGCGUCCGAUCUUAGUUUUUUUCGACUUCCAUGACAUUUAUUGUCGUUUACUACCCCAACUAUAAGUUACAGUAAGGCGAGCGAACGAGAUUUUUUUUUCAACACGGUGGUGUAAAACGUACCAGGAGUGAUUCUCGCCAUGUAUCAAGGCGUGUUCUCGCCCGUAGCGUUCCCGCAGCCGACAGUUUUCCGGCCGACCAUCACCUUCCCUCCGCCGCUGCAGCCUGCCACCACCUGUUCCACCCCGUUCUACAUGGAUGACAUCCUCCGGGGCUAUCACACGCACGCCGGCGGCUGCUUCCUCCCCUCUCUCCCGGCCAUGUCCACAGCAAGCGGCCCCACGAGCCUACGGAGUUCGCCCUACGAACUGAGUCAUAGCAAUGGGUGUCUCUCUACCAGGAAAUUUGCCGGUGUUAACGGAACAUCUCCUCAUCACAGCGGAAAUAACGGAACGUACCUUAAGUUUGGUGUAAACGCGAUCUUGUCAGGAAAGCAAGGCAGCCCGCCCAGCCCGAGUGUAGAAAGUUGUCGGUGUGCGUUCUACCCCCAGCCCAGGAGUUACCCCGCGGCGGAGACGUACCUCAGCCCUGUCAACAAGGUGCCUUACACAGAGUCACCGACAACCUUUCCCAUCUUCAACGCGUGCCACUGGGGCGCUCCGCCGGGCCUGCACCGCGGCAAGCCCCGCCGGGGGAUGCUCCGCCGCGCGGUCUUCUCCGACUUCCAGCGGAAAAGCCUGGAGAAAAUGUUCCAAAAACAAAAGUACAUCAGCAAACAGGACAGGAGAAAACUGGCGGAGAAGCUGGGGCUGAAGGAUUCACAGGUGAAGAUCUGGUUCCAGAACCGCCGGAUGAAAUGGCGGAACUCCAAAGAGCGGGAGCUGCUGUCCACGGGAGGAUCACGUGAGUCCACCAUCCCUAACAAGGCCAAUCCCAACCCUGAUCUCAGUGACGUAGGACAGACAACAGGUGCAUCCUCCCCUCUGAUUGGUUCCCCCUCUCCGGGCGUUACGGACCAGAAAACUCCCCCUUCCAGCCCAGAAAGCCCUAGGAACGAGGAGCCAGCUGAAAGUGAGAAUGAGAAGUAGAUUUUUUCCAAGACACCAAAUUAAAGCAUUAGAUAAUGAUUAUGAUAUGUGUAUAAAAGAUAUAAUUAUUGUAACUUAGACAAAAUUUAUGUACCGUAAUUGAUCUUUGUCGUGUUACAUUUAUGUUAGAAAAUGUACAAAAUGCAAAGACUUGUGUAACAUACGUUUAAAACGUAACUUCAGUGAAGUAAACGUAGGCAGUGUAUUACAUGGUACUUUUACUUUGCACUUAAAAAAUAAAUUAUACAAUCAAGAUUGAAUGAAGCUGUCAUUCGCUCAAUCCAAGAAUUCGAAAAGCAAACUAAUUGUAAAUAUGAUGUGCAAAUUACAAAUGGGAUCAUGGAAAUGUGAUGUGCUAUAUGGAGCUGUGCAUGUACGUAAUUCAUUCCAAAUUGUUUCAGAAAGCAUCUUUACAAUGACAGAUGAAAUAAACCCUGUAAAACUA